Molecule: messenger RNA, 2264 nt
Organism: Raphanus sativus (radish)
Lineage: Eukaryota; Viridiplantae; Streptophyta; Magnoliopsida; Brassicales; Brassicaceae
Product: transmembrane 9 superfamily member 8
Exons: 7
Coding region: 64-1995 (643 amino acids)
Biological process (GO): protein localization to membrane
Cellular component (GO): membrane
Source: RefSeq, a predicted model, not a curated record
AUAAACUGACUGUAAGCGUACCUUCAAACUAGUGAUUUUUUUUUUACCUUUGUGGGAACAGCCAUGGGUAUGGAGCUCCGGAGAAUAUCGGACACCUCCACAUCCGCGAUCGUCUUGAUCCUUCUGCUCUGCGUUCAUGUAGCUCACUCUUUCUACCUCCCAGGCGUCGCUCCUCAGGAUUUCGAGAAGGGUGAUGAGCUGAAGGUUAAAGUGAAUAAACUAAGCUCCAUCAAGACUCAGCUUCCUUACUCGUAUUACUCGCUUCCUUUUUGUCAACCUAAGAAGAUUGUUGAUAGUACUGAGAAUCUUGGAGAAGUGCUUCGUGGUGACCGCAUUGAAAAUGCCCCUUACUCGUUUAAAAUGCGGGAGGCGCAGAUGUGCAAUGUUCUCUGCCGCAUCACUCUUGAUGCCAAGACAGCCAAAGCGUUCAAAGAAAAGAUUGAUGAUGAAUACCGUGUCAACAUGAUCCUCGACAAUCUUCCUCUUGUGGUUCCAGUCGAAAGGGGUCUAAAUUCUCCUGAUGUUGUUUAUCAGCUUGGCUAUCAUGUUGGUCUUAAAGGCCAGUAUGCGGGGAGCAAAGAGCAAAAGUUCUUUAUGUACAAUCACUUGGCAUUUACUGUCCGAUAUCACAGAGAUGUGCAAACUGAUUCUGCAAGGAUUGUGGGAUUUGAAGUCAAACCUUACAGUGUUAAGCAUGAAUACGAUGGAAAGUGGAGUGAGAAGACCCGUCUGACGACCUGUGAUCCUCACACAAAACACCUGGUCGUUAGCUCUUCUACCCCUCAAGAAGUUGAAUCAAAGAAGGAGAUUAUUUUCACAUAUGAUGUUGAUUUCCAGGAAAGUGAAGUGAAGUGGGCUUCUAGAUGGGAUGCUUAUCUUCUGAUGAAUGAUAACCAAAUUCACUGGUUCUCUAUCGUCAAUUCUCUGAUGAUUGUUCUGUUCCUAUCUGGUAUGGUGGCGAUGAUAAUGCUGAGGACCCUUUACCGUGACAUUUCACGAUACAACGAGCUUGAGACUCAAGAGGAAGCUCAAGAAGAGACAGGAUGGAAGCUUGUCCAUGGUGAUGUUUUCAGGAUUCCAACCAAUUCAGAUCUGCUUUGCGUCUACGUUGGUACAGGGGUCCAAUGUUUAGGCAUGGUUUUUGUCACAAUGAUCUUCGCCAUGCUUGGGUUUCUCUCCCCUUCGAACCGGGGUGGUCUGAUGACGGCCAUGCUUCUGCUCUGGGUCUUCAUGGGACUCUUUGCUGGUUACGCUUCUUCACGUCUCUACAAAAUGUUCAAAGGAACAGAGUGGAAGAGAAUCGCCUUCAGAACUGCCUUCUUGUUCCCUGCAGUUGUCUCCUCCAUCUUCUUUGUCCUAAACGCUCUCAUCUGGGGACAAAAGUCAUCUGGUGCUGUCCCCUUUGGAACAAUGUUCGCCUUGAUCUUCCUUUGGUUUGGCAUCUCGGUUCCUCUCGUCUUUGUUGGAGCUUACCUCGGUUUCAAAAAACCAGCGGUUGAUGACCCAGUGAAAACCAACAAAAUCCCAAGACAAAUCCCAGAGCAAGCUUGGUACAUGAACCCGGUUUUCUCAAUCCUCAUUGGAGGAAUCCUACCGUUUGGUGCAGUCUUCAUCGAGCUCUUCUUUAUCCUCACAUCCAUCUGGCUCAACCAGUUCUACUACAUCUUUGGUUUCCUCUUCCUAGUCUUUGUAAUCCUCAUCGUUACUUGCGCUGAGAUAACAGUAGUACUCUGUUACUUCCAGCUGUGCAGCGAGGACUACCUGUGGUGGUGGAGAUCGUACCUAACAUCAGGCUCAUCAGCUCUGUAUCUAUUCCUCUACGCUACGUUCUACUUCUUCACAAAGCUUCAGAUCACAAAACUGGUGUCGGCGAUGCUUUACUUUGGGUACAUGCUCAUCGCAUCUUGCGCAUUUUUUGUGCUGACAGGAACAAUAGGGUUCUAUGCUUGUCUCUGGUUCACAAGGCUCAUCUAUUCCUCGGUUAAGAUCGAUUAGAGGAGUGUGAAGACAGGUUAAGGAACAAAGAAGAAAGGUGAUUAUUGUUUAAUCAUGUUUAAAAAUGGUUUUGUUGCAUUAUAGAUAUAUUUUGUUGCAGAACAAGAGGGGUUUACUAUAUGUGAACCUUACAAUAGUGUAUUUUGUUUGAUCUGUCUAAUAACUCACAUUUUGAUAAUCAUUGCAUGUGGAGUAUGUUAUAUAAUAUAUGUUUUCCUUUUUAUAAAAAUGAAAGCAAAUCAAAUUUAAAAUGUUUGAUGAUGAUCAAA